AUGAAGGCGAAGGGGGGAGUAGGGGGCGGGCUUGGGGCUGUGAAGGGCGCGUUCGCCACACGUCUGCAGUCAGGGUCUCACGCCUGCGAUGAUCCGGUGUUGGCUGCUUUCGACGCGGCGCAACAACUGCCCUUUUUGAAGGAGGGAGGGUGGCUCCUGCGUCAGGUGGAUGUGGAGUUUAUGCGCCACCUGCAAAAUAAGGUGAAUAUUGUGCCAGUGAUUGCCAAAGCCGACGCCCUCACCGCUGCCGAGCUCCGCGACCUCAAGGAUCGGAUCAUGUCUGACCUGGAUCGAUACAAGAUCGACAUCUACCGCCUGCCUGAGUGUGACAGCGAUGAGGAGGAGGAAAUCAAGCGCCUGGACAAGGAAAUCAAGGUAACCCCCCUUCUCCCUUCUCAUCCAAUCCCUCUUCUCCUACCCCCUUCCCCUGAUUUACGAAGCAAAGCGACUUCGUGGCCUUUAUGUAUACUGGUAUUUGAUUUGAUUACCUCCUCUUGUUGGAUGAAUCGACCUCACGAAUGUCACGGAUAG
Messenger RNA from Dibothriocephalus latus, 531 nucleotides. The record is from the annotation of a GenBank genome assembly. Lineage: Eukaryota; Metazoa; Platyhelminthes; Cestoda; Diphyllobothriidea; Diphyllobothriidae.